Oenanthe melanoleuca is the source of this 988-nucleotide messenger RNA. RefSeq names its product twist-related protein 2-like. Bases 230 to 706 code for a protein of 158 amino acids. The transcript has 2 exons. Gene Ontology annotation, biological process: regulation of transcription by RNA polymerase II; developmental process. The record is from RefSeq and is a predicted model, not a curated record. NCBI's taxonomy places the organism in Eukaryota, Metazoa, Chordata, Aves, Passeriformes, Muscicapidae. Gene Ontology annotation, molecular function: RNA polymerase II transcription regulatory region sequence-specific DNA binding; DNA-binding transcription factor activity, RNA polymerase II-specific; protein dimerization activity.
AGAGAGGAAAUCUGGAACCCAUAAGCUCCAGAGCGUUCCCUGCAUUGGUCUGAGCCCGGUCCGCCCCCGCUCGCUCGCCCUAUCAGCAGGAGCCCUUCCCAAAAUCAUCCAGCGCCUCCUCUCCGCUGGCCCAAAGGAGCAGCCAAGGGGCUCCGUGGAGGCUCAGGGGGCUUCGGGGCGCUCCUCGGGGACCCACCCGCGGCUCCUGCUCAGCGCCAAGAACCGGGACAUGAAGGAGGAAAACCUUUCCCCGCCUUCCCCGGAGGGCAGCGCGGCCGCCAGCGAGGACGAGGCCGAGCGGCUGCCCAGAAAAACCGGCCGCAAACGCGGUGGGCAAGCGCUCGGAGGAGCCCACUCGCCGCAGGGCAAGCGCAGCCGGAGCUGCCCGGCCCCGCAGCCCCCCGAGGACGCGCUCGCCCAGCGGGUCAUCGCCAACGUGCGGGAGCGCCAGCGCACCCAGUCCCUCAACGACGCCUUCGCCGAGCUGCGCAAAAUCAUCCCCACGCUGCCCUCGGACAAGCUGAGCAAGAUCCAGACCCUCAAACUGGCCGCCCGCUACAUCGAUUUCCUGUGCCAGGUGCUGCAGAGCGACCAGCUGGACCGCAGGGUCGCCAGCAGCUGCAAUUUCCUCGCCCACGAGAGGCUCAGCUACGCCUUCUCCGUGUGGAGGAUGGAGGGCGCCUGGUCCAUGUCGGCGUCGCACUGAGCUGGGUCUCCACCUCCAUGGAAGCAGCUCCAGCACCCGGAAAAACCCCAGGAGCCUCCCUGGAGAAAGGAGGGAACGACCCCAAACCCUCCACGAGCCCCAAAAACUUCGGGAAACUUUGGGGAGCCGCAGCAGGAGUGGCUUUGGGUUGGUUCAGACUCUGCUGGAGGAACUCGGGGCUGGAAUUUAUUAAAAUUCCUCCUGGGCUCGCAGGUAAGGAACGGCCCCAGUUCCCCCCGGAGCUCCCGGAGCUGCCCCGAGCCGGGAGCGGGAGGAGAAUUC